Molecule: messenger RNA, 1811 nt
Organism: Ornithodoros turicata
Lineage: Eukaryota; Metazoa; Arthropoda; Arachnida; Ixodida; Argasidae
Product: ADP-ribosylhydrolase ARH3-like
Exons: 9
Coding region: 124-1620 (498 amino acids)
Cellular component (GO): mitochondrion; nucleus
Source: RefSeq, a predicted model, not a curated record
AUCGCAUAUCAAGGCCAUCAAGGCGGUCGAAGUCCAGAGAGGCGUUUGAGAGAGGUGUGGUUUCGUUUCGUCGUUGUCUGCUGCAGCUGUGGGAAAACCUCAAGAUUGCCCUCAAGAUUUGCAAUGGAAUCGCCUUUUGAAUUUUACAGGACAACGAAAGCUGAUGCUGAGCACUGUGUAGGACCACGUGCCAAAUACCAAGGUUGUUUGAUUGGGGCACUAAUUGGAGAUUGUCUUGGUUCACCAUUUGAAGAGCUUCCCCGUCGCCACGUUUUAAGACAAGAUUUACUGCCUUAUUUCUUAAAGCGUAUUUUCCGUAAAUCUGUUCAGGAAGAUGACUUUGCAGGUCGUCGCUUUUGUACUGAUCCAGGGCAUGCCUAUGGUGGAUACUACCAGUACACUGAUGACACAGCUAUGACCCAUGAACUGGCAAAGUCUCUAUUAGAGAUGGGUGGGUUUGAUGCAAAACAUGUAGCAAGAAGCUUUACGGAGGAAUUUCUACAAAACAAAGCGGUCAGAGGGGAGUACGGACCUAAAGUAAGGACCGUAUUCUAUGCCCUUAGAAGCAAUCGUUAUGAAGAUGUCUAUGGCCCAGCAAAGGAUCAGUUUGAUGGUUCAGGUUCAUUCGGAAAUGGCGCCGCUAUGCGUGUCGCACCUGUAGCCCUGUACUACAGGAACAAUGAGGACAUGGCAGUUGAAGUUGCAAAGCUUCAAGCAGAGCUUACUCAUGCUCACGUUGUGGGUUACAAUGGUGCUGUUUUAAUUUGUCUCGCAAUUCAACUUGCUCUCACUAAGGAUCCACGUAGUGCUCUUGACAUUGAAAGCUUUCUGGACACCCUUAUUUCAAAGAUGAAUGUGAUUGAAAAGGAUAAAGGAAGCUUAUAUUCAGAAAAGCUGAGAACAGUGAAGAGACUUAUCACUUCUGACCGUGAUCCUUCAGCCCGUGAAAUUGCUGAAGUCCUAGGAAAUGAAAUAACUGCGGACCGUUCUGUACCUACAGCAGUGUAUGCUUUUCUGAGGGCACUAAAACCUCUGCAAGGCUAUCAGACAUCCAAUGGUUUUGUCCGGACACUAGCUUUCGUGAUAUCAGUGGGAGGAGACACAGACACUAUUGGCACCAUGGCUGGUGCCAUAGCAGGUGCUUACUAUGGUAUUUUCAAGAUCCCAAUUCAAAUGCAAAAGUACUGCCAAGCUGAAGAUUAUGCCCAUCAACUCGCCAUAGACUUACUAGAAGCAAGCAGUGAUCCUGGGAUGCCUAAGUAUGUUCAUCAUAAUGAACAUCAAAGAAGUGACUGGCGUAGUGGGCAAGGCGAGAGCAGUCAAUAUAAUACCUCGAGGGGACAGCGGCGAGACCGUCAACAGUAUACCUCAGACAGCGGCAGACAAAGUGAGCCCUGUCAUGAUGUUAGAAAAUACAGAGGCAGACGUGAGAGAAGCAGAGAGGCACAGAAGGACUUGACACGAGAUGUACGUGACAGAAGUAGACACGACACUCGCAACAGAAGUGAAAAAGAUGUUGCUGACAAAGCGAGCUGCAAACUUGAAGACCUUGCCAAAGCAAGUUCAUCAAAGCAAGCAAAGAAGAAAGCGAAGAAGUCUGAAUCAAAGAAGUUAAAGUAAACUUCACUACAGAAAAAAGGGCCUUCGAGGAACCUGCAGUUAUCGUUCCCAGGAACAAAAAUAUUUUUAGCUUUGUACGAAGCUUUUCUUUUUGUAUUGUUUACUUCCUCUGAGGAAAGAGUGAUCACCAAAGGGAAAUAUGUUGAAAUAUGUUUUAUGGAAAUAUAUUUUAAAUGAUUUUUUACACAUUA